Messenger RNA from Toxorhynchites rutilus septentrionalis, 2164 nucleotides. RefSeq names its product deoxynucleoside triphosphate triphosphohydrolase SAMHD1 (gene fal). The transcript is spliced from 10 exons. The coding region runs from base 336 to 1757 and encodes 473 amino acids. Gene Ontology annotation, molecular function: dGTPase activity. The record is from RefSeq and is a predicted model, not a curated record. Lineage: Eukaryota; Metazoa; Arthropoda; Insecta; Diptera; Culicidae. Gene Ontology annotation, biological process: dGTP catabolic process. Gene Ontology annotation, cellular component: nucleus.
AAAGCAUGUCAAAAUUUACUGACGAGUUUGUUGUUUUCUUUCCAAGAGGAGAAUUCUUAUUGGAAACAAAUCGCGUUAUAUCAGUGCCAGUAAGAAGCUCUGCCUGAGCUUCAAACGCAUUCGCUUUCAUAUACCCUUUGCUGCGGGAUCACGUUCUUCUCCAGCUGUUAAUCGUGCACGCGUGGAGGUGUUCGGAACUUGGGAUUGAUCUGAAGAGCCUCGUUAGACCGGGCAUCGAAAGGGAUUUAUUUGUCUGCUGUAUUGCAAAGCUGCUGCUGCCACAAAGCACACGUACGAUAGGAAACAUAAAAGUGAUAAGGAAUGUGAAGGUCAACAUGGUUGGAAAUAGUAGUUCUCCCAGCUGGAUGCAGCGUCUGUUUCGAUCAAUGAUUUUGGUUGCCAUGUUUCAGAAAGGCGCCAUGAACAACACGAGCAGCACCAUAAUUCACGCGUCAUCGGAGUGGACACUAGUGGAUGCGGUUCACGGAAAGGUUUGCUACCCGGCUUACGUUCGAGAUAUCAUCGAUACAAUAGAAUUCCAGCGACUCCGCAAUUUGAAACAGCUGGGGACCGGCUCGAGAGUUUUCCCUGGUGGAACUCACACGCGGUUCGAGCACUGUCUAGGAGUGUGCUUCCUUGCUGGAAAAUUACUGAAAACGCUCGAAGAAAACACUGGCGUACAAAUUAGCGAUAUUCACCGGAAGUGUGUAAUUCUGGCGGCUCUUUUGCACGAUAUCGGCCAUGGACCUUUUUCUCACAUGUGGGAGGACUUCGUGCACAGUGGAAGUGACAGUCAUUGGACGCACGAGCAAUCUUCGUGUGAUAUGGCUCUCCAGUUGUUCGCUAACAACAACAUAAAACUGUCCCAAGAGGCGUACGAACAUUAUUACGCCGAGCAGUUGAUCUGCGCGCUGAUCACUGGCAAUCAGGAUGCGCUGAGGACGCUCCUCACGCCGGACACAAUGUUCCUGGCGGAGAUUGUUCACAAUAAGCGGUACAAGAUCGAUGUCGACAAGUGGGAUUACCUGAUGCGGGAUUUAUUCCACCUGGGCGCGGCAAUUCAGGUUAACACUGAGUUUCUACAGCUGUUCGAGCGUGUUCGAGUUGUGCGCGAUGCAAGUGGCGUGACGCACAUUGGUUACAGCGCGAGUGAUUAUAGGCGUAUUGUUGCGCUGUUUGAGGCGCGAACAAAGCUGCACAUCGAGUGCUACCAGCAUCCCACUAUUUUGGGCCUGGAGAAAAUGUUAAUUGAGGCACUCAUUCAGGCGGAAGAGCUCGGCUUCAGACUUCGUGGAUCAAAAUUAUCAGAAGCUCACCAGCUACCGUCAGUCUAUCUUUACUUGGAUGAUAGCAUCGUCAACCUGAUCGAAAUUAGUGAGAACGCCAAAUUGAAAGGUGCACAAGACUUGCUGGCCAGUAUUCGACUGCGGAGAAUGUACAAAAAUAUUCACGUAUCCUGCGAGCCAUGUGAUAUCGAAGAUCUCCACAAACGUUUUGGUGGUCACCAUUUCUUCCAAAUCCGCAAGCGGAUACCUUACGCCAGUGAGAUGGCUCCUCGAGAUGUACCGCUUUACGAUGUGCAGGGCAACGUUAUCGAUAGUCAGGAGGUGGUCGAUAGUGUGAUGAAAUCGCUUCCAAACCGUGGUCACUUCGAACAGUAUUUGGUAUACAGUAAGACCACCGAUGAGGACUUUGUGGACAACGUUCGAGAGUAUCUCCAGUCAACAUGCUUACCAAAGAUUGUUCAACAACAAUAAGUUCUAUGCGGGUAGUAGUGCACAUAUGCUUAAAUUUUACGUAUAUUUGCACCUUUACGGAUAUUAUUUAUUGUUCGUUUUAAGAGUUUUUAUUCGUUAGAUUUGUUUUUAAUUGUUAGUUUAGUAAUAUGCGGAAUGAAAGUUUACCGCAUUGAGAUUAGCGUGGGCUAUGGAAUCAAAAAAAAAUGAAGCAAGGCAAUGUGCUUAAUCAGGAACACGUUUUUAUAGUAUUGUUUUCAUCUCGAAAUUUAAGUGAUAUUCUUAGUGAACACCAAAGUUUUCAUUUACAAUUUCUGUAUAUUUGGUUCAUUUGAAAAUAUGAACCAAUUCUAAUCACUGUGUUGUCAGGAAUAAACCAUUUUUACUUAAACGGAAUAAUAAACCUAUUUACCAUCUUAGCAAACAAG